UUAGACCACAGUGUUCAGUUGGCCAGUUUAGACCACAGUGUUCAGUGGGCCAGUUUAGACCACAGUGUUCAGUGGGCCAGUUUAGACCACAGUGUUCAGUGGGCCAGUUUAGACCACAGUGAUCAGUGGGCCAGUUUAGACCACAGUAUUCAGUGGGCCAGUUUAGACCACAGUGUUCAGUGGGCCAGUUUAGACCACAGUGUUCAGUGGGCCAGUUUAGACCACAGUGUUCAGUGGGCCAGUUUAGACCACAGUGUUCAGUGGGCCAGUUUAGACCACAGUGUUCAGUGGGCCAGUUUAGACCACAGUGAUCAGUGGGCCAGUUUAGACCACAGUAUUCAGUGGGCCAGUUUAGACCACAGUGUUCAGUUGGCCAGUUUAGACCACAGAGUUCAGUUGGCCAGUUUAGACCACAGUGUUCAGUGGGCCAGUUUAGACCACAGUGUUCAGUGGGCCAGUUUAGACCACAGUGAUCAGUGGGCCAGUUUAGACCACAGCAUUCAGUGGGCCAGUUUAGACCACAGUGUUCAGUUGGCCAGUUUAGACCACAGUAUUCAGUGGGCCAGUUUAGACCACAGAGUUCAGCGGGCCAGUUUAGACCACAGUGUUCAGUGGGCCAGUUUAGACCACAGUGAUCAGUGGGCCAGUUUAGACCACAGUGUUCAGUGGGCCAGUUUAGACCACAGUGUUCAGUUGGCCAGUUUAGACCACAGUGUUCAGUGGGCCAGUUUAGACCACAGUGUUCAGUGGGCCAGUUUAGACCACAGUGAUCAGUGGGCCAGUUUAGACCACAGUAUUCAGUGGGCCAGUUUAGACCACAGUGUUCAGUUGGCCAGUUUAGACCACAGUGUUCAGUGGGCCAGUUUAGACCACAGUGUUCAGUGGGCCAGUUUAGACCACAGUGUUCAGUGGGCCAGUUUAGACCACAGUGAUCAGUGGGCCAGUUUAGACCACAGUAUUCAGUGGGCCAGUUUAGACCACAGUGUUCAGUUGGCCAGUUUAGACCACAGUAUUCAGUGGGCCAGUUUAGACCACAGUGUUCAGCGGGCCAGUGUACAGUAUUCAGUGGGUCAGUUUAGACCACAGUGUAUAGCUGGCCAGUUUUGACCACAGUAUUCAGUGGGUCAGUUUAGACCACAGUGUUCAGUUGGCCAGUUUAGACCACAGUAUUCAGUUUGCCAGUUUAGACCACAGUAUUCAGUGGGUCAGUUUAGACCACAGUAUUCAGUGUGCCAGUUUAGACCACAGUAUUCAGUGUGCCAGUUUAGACCACAGUGUUCAGUGGGCCAGUUUAGACCACAGUGUUCAGUGGGCCAGUUUAGACCACAGUAUUCAGUGUGCCAGUUUAGACCACAGUGUUCAGUGGGUCAGUUUAGACCACAGUAUUCAGUGUGCCAGUUUAGACCACAGUGUUCAGUGGGCCAGUUUAGACCACAGUGAUCAGUCGGCCAGUUUAGACCACAGUAUUCAGUGGGCCAGUUUAGACCACAGUGUUCAGUUGGCCAGUUUAGACCACAGUGUUCAGUGGGCCAGUUUAGACCACAGUGUUCAGUGGGCCAGUUUAGACCACAGUGUUCAGUGGGCCAGUUUAGACCACAGUGUUCAGUGGGCCAGUUUAGACCACAGUGAUCAGUGGGCCAGUUUAGACCACCGUGUUCAGUGGGCCAGUUUAGACCACAGUAUUCAGUGUGCCAGUUUAGACCACAUUGUUCAGUUGGCCAGUUUACACCACAGUAUUCAGUGUGCCAGUUUAGACCACAGUGUUCAGUGGGCCAGUUUAGACCACAUUGUUCAGUGGGCCAGUUUAGACCACAGUGUUCAGUGGGCCAGGUUACACCAUAGUGUUCAGUCGGCCAGUUUACACCACAGUGUUCACUGGGCCAGUUUACACCACAGUAUUCAGUGUGCCAGUUUAGACCACAGUGUUCAGUGGGUCAGUUUAGACCACAUUGUUCAGUGGGCCAGUUUAGACCACAGUGUUCAGUGGGCCAGUUUAGACCACCGUGUUCAGUGGGCCAGUUUAGACCACAGUGUUCAGUGGGCCAGUUUAGACCACAGUGUUCAGUGGGCCAGUUUAGACCACAGUGUUCAGUGGGCCAGUUUAGACCACAGUGUUCAGUGGGCCAGUUUAGACCACAGUGUUCAGCGGGCCAGUGUACAGUAUUCAGUGGGUCAGUUUAGACCACAGUGUAUAGCUGGCCAGUUUUGACCACAGUAUUCAGUGGGUCAGUUUAGACCACAGUGUUCAGUUGGCCAGUUUAGACCACAGUAUUCAGUUUGCCAGUUUAGACCACAGUAUUCAGUGGGUCAGUUUAGACCACAGUAUUCAGUGUGCCAGUUUACACCACAGUAUUCAGUGUGCCAGUUUACCACCACAGUGUUCAGUGGGCCAGUUUAGACCACAGUGUUCAGUGGGCCAGUUUAGACCACAGUAUUCAGUGUGCCAGUUUAGACCACAGUGUUCAGUGGGUCAGUUUAGACCACAGUAUUCAGUGCGCCAGUUUAGACCACAUUGUUCAGUGGGCCAGUUUAGACCACAGUGUUCAGUGGGCCAGUUUAGACCACAGUAUUCAGUGUGCCAGUUUAGACCACAGUGUUCAGUGGGUCAGUUUAGACCACAUUGUUCAGUGGGCCAGUUUAGACCACAGUGUUCAGUGGGCCAGUUUAGACCACGUGUUCAGUGGGCCAGUUUAGACCACAUGUGUUCAGUGGGCCAGUUUAGACCACAGUGUUCAGUGGGCCAGUUUAACCACAGUGUUCAGUGGGCCAGUUUAGACCACAGUGUUCAUGGGCCAGUUUAGACCACGGGUGUUCAGUGGGCCAGUUUAGACCACAUGUUCAGUGAGCCAGUUUAGACCACAUGUGUUCAGUGGGCCAGGUUUACACCAUAGUGUUCAGUCGGCCAGUUUACACCACAGUGUUCAUGGGCCAGUUUACACCACAGUAUUCAGUGUGCCAGUUUAGACCACAGUGUUCAGUGGGCCAGUUUAGACCACAGUGUCAGUGGGCCAGUUUAGACCACAGUGUUCAGUGGGCCAGUUUAGACCACAGUGUUCAGUGGGCCAGUUUAGACACAGUAUUCAGUGGGCCAGUUUAGACCACAGUGUUCAGUGGGCCAGUUUAGACCACAGUGUUCAGUGGGCAGUUUAGACCACAGUGUUCAGUGGGCCAGUUUAGACCACAGUGUCAGUGGGCCAGUUUAGACCACAGUGUUCAGUGGCCAGUUUAGACCACAGUAUUCAGUGGGCCAGUUUAGACCACAGUGUUCAGGGGCCAGUUUAGACCACAGUGUUCAGUGGGCCAGUUUAGACCACAGUGUCAGUGGGCCCAGUUUAGACCACAGUGUUCAGUGGGCCAGUUUAGACCACAGUGAUUCAGUGGCCAGUUUAGACCACAGUGUUCAGUGGGCCAGUUUAGACCACAGUGUUCAGUUGGGCCAGUUUAGACCACAGUGUUCAGUGGGCCAGUUUAGACCACAGUUUCAGUGGGCCAGUUUAGACCACAGUGUUCAGGGGGCCAGUUUAGACCACAGUGUUCAGUGGGCCAGUUUAGACCACAGUGUUCAGUGGGCAGUUUAGACCACAGUGUUAAGUGGGCCAGUUUAGACCACAGUGUUCAGUGGGCCAGUUUAGACCACAGUGUUCAGUGGGCCAGUUUAGACCACAGUGAUCAGUGGGCCAGUUUAGACCACAGUAUUCAGUGGGCCAGUUUAGACCACAGUGUUCAGUUGGCCAGUUUAGACCACAGUAUUCAGUGGGCCAGUUUAGACCACAGUGUUCAGCGGGCCAGUGUACAGUAUUCAGUGGGUCAGUUUAGACCACAGUGUAUAGCUGGCCAGUUUUGACCACAGUAUUCAGUGGGUCAGUUUAGACCACAGUGUUCAGUUGGCCAGUUUAGACCACAGUAUUCAGUUUGCCAGUUUAGACCACAGUAUUCAGUGGGUCAGUUUAGACCACAGUAUUCAGUGUGCCAGUUUACACCACAGUAUUCAGUGUGCCAGUUUAGACCACAGUGUUCAGUGGGCCAGUUUAGACCACAGUGUUCAGUGGGCCAGUUUAGACCACAGUAUUCAGUGUGCCAGUUUAGACCACAGUGUUCAGUGGGUCAGUUUAGACCACAGUAUUCAGUGUGCCAGUUUAGACCACAGUGUUCAGUGGGCCAGUUUAGACCACAGUGUUCAGUGGGCCAGUUUAGACCACAGUAUUCAGUGUGCCAGUUUAGACCACAGUGUUCAGUGGGUCAGUUUAGACCACAUUGUUCAGUGGGCCAGUUUAGACCACAGUGUUCAGUGGGCCAGUUUAGACCACCGUGUUCAGUGGGCCAGUUUAGACCACAGUGUUCAGUGGGCCAGUUUAGACCACAGUGUUCAGUGGGCCAGUUUAGACCACAGUGUUCAGUGGGCCAGUUUAGACCACAGUGUUCAGUGGGCCAGUUUAGACCACAGUGUUCAGUGGGCCAGUUUAGACCACAUUGUUCAGUGGGCCAGUUUAGACCACAGUGUUCAGUGGGCCAGGUUACACCAUAGUGUUCAGUCGGCCAGUUUACACCACAGUGUUCACUGGGCCAGUUUACACCACAGUAUUCAGUGUGCCAGUUUAGACCACAGUGUUCAGUGGGUCAGUUUAGACCACAUUGUUCAGUGGGCCAGUUUAGACCACAGUGUUCAGUGGGCCAGUUUAGACCACCGUGUUCAGUGGGCCAGUUUAGACCACAGUGUUCAGUGGGCCAGUUUAGACCACAGUGUUCAGUGGGCCAGUUUAGACCACAGUGUUCAGUGGGCCAGUUUAGACCACAGUGUUCAGUGGGCCAGUUUAGACCACAGUGAUCAGUGGGCCAGUUUAGACCACAGUAUUCAGUGGGCCAGUUUAGACCACAGUGUUCAGUUGGCCAGUUUAGACCACAGUAUUCAGUUGGCCAGUUUAGACCACAGUAUUCAGUGGGCCAGUUUAGACCACAGUGUUCAGCGGGCCAGUGUACAGUAUUCAGUGGGUCAGUUUAGACCACAGUGUAUAGCUGGCCAGUUU
Coregonus sp. 'balchen' is the source of this 5024-nucleotide messenger RNA. The record is from the annotation of a GenBank genome assembly. NCBI's taxonomy places the organism in Eukaryota, Metazoa, Chordata, Actinopteri, Salmoniformes, Salmonidae.